Molecule: messenger RNA, 393 nt
Organism: Aspergillus clavatus NRRL 1
Lineage: Eukaryota; Fungi; Ascomycota; Eurotiomycetes; Eurotiales; Aspergillaceae
Product: acylphosphatase
Exons: 3
Coding region: 1-393 (130 amino acids)
Molecular function (GO): acylphosphatase activity
Source: RefSeq, a predicted model, not a curated record
AUGUUAUGCCAGACUGCAUUCAAAGUCUACAGCACUGUUCAGGGUGAGUUUUCCAUCUCUGGUUCUCUGACUAAAGCAUGCGGAACAGCCAUUCCAUAUAUGUGGGAGCAUUUGCUAACUAGGAUCUCAGGCGUCGGAUUCCGCGAUUUCACACAAAAACGUGCAGUAGAAUAUGGACUGAAAGGUUGGGUGAAGAACACUACUUGCGGAAGAGUUGAAGGGGAAGCCCAAGGGGACGAGGAAACACUCAAGAAGUUCUUGAAGGAUCUCGACAAAGGGCCCCGACACGCGCACGUGGUUAAACUGGAGAAACGAGAUAUCACCGUGGAAGAAGGAGAAGAUCACUUCACAGUCAAACGAACUUCUGAAUCACUCUUCGAGAGCACAAAUUGA